Temnothorax curvispinosus is the source of this 1913-nucleotide messenger RNA. RefSeq names its product neurotrimin-like. The transcript is spliced from 8 exons. The record is from RefSeq and is a predicted model, not a curated record. NCBI's taxonomy places the organism in Eukaryota, Metazoa, Arthropoda, Insecta, Hymenoptera, Formicidae. Gene Ontology annotation, cellular component: neuron projection. Bases 423 to 1310 code for a protein of 295 amino acids.
GUUUUCAUUCGGUGCGAGAUCGCGUGUCACAAAUUACCGGUAUCGCGGCCUCCCCCCGCGCCGGCUCGCCAAAUCGAUUUUCGUUGGACGUUCGGAUUUCCCUCGGUCGCCACGCGGGCUGCUGGCUCAUCGUACCGGUGCGCAAUGCGCGCAGGUGCCCUUCCGCCGAUGAUGAUUUACCCAGGUUUGGCCAACCGUUGAACAAUCUCACAGUCUCGGUGGGUCGCGAAGCCAUUUUCACCUGCAUCGUCGAGGGUCUCGGACCAUACAAGGUAGCGUGGCUACGAGUCGAUACGCAGACGAUUCUGACGAUAGCAGGUCACGUUAUCACGAAGAAUCAUCGGAUCUCUGUGACACAUAUUGGCCAUCGUUUGUGGUCUUUGCACAUAAAAGACACGCGCAAGACCGACAGCGGUUGGUACAUGUGCCAGGUUAAUACUGACCCGAUGUCCAGCAUCACUGGAUUUCUCGAAGUCGUUGUGCCGCCGGAUAUCCUGGACUAUCCCACCAGCACGGACAUGGUGGUGCGGGAGGGUAGCAACGUGACGCUACGGUGCGCGGCGACAGGAACACCAGAGCCAACGGUCACGUGGCGUCGCGAAGCGGGCGGCACGAUCAGCUUGUCGAACUGGCAGGCGGGGAGUAUCGUGGGCCCGGAGCUGGAAAUAACACGAAUCACCCGUCUCCAUAUGGGACCAUAUCUCUGCAUAGCGUCCAACGGGGUGCCACCAACAGUCAGCAAGCGGAUCCUGCUCACUGUUCACUUUCAGCCAAUGGUUUGGAUCGAAAAUCAGCUAGUGGGUGCUUACGAAGGGCAAACUCUUACGCUGGAAUGCCGUAGCGAAGCCCAUCCUAGUCCUAUCACUUACUGGACGAGGCCAUCGAAUGAAACCAUUGCCAAUGACGAGAACUAUAAGGUCGAAACAAUUCCUAAAGGAUUAUACGAAAUGACGAUGAAGCUCGUCAUAAAAUCUGUACGAGCACAGGAUUUCGGAUCCUUUCGAUGUGUGGCGACAAACUCCCUCGGAGAGACCGAUGGGAAAAUAAAAAUUUACAGGAUCGAUAAGCCGCCAACAACGCGCAGACCAGGCAUGAGGCGGGAGUCAAAGAAGACGUGGAAGAUCGAUCACAACCAUGAGAAGAAGGCCGUCGGUAUGAAAGACGACCCGAUGCUAAAGAACGACGAUGUUGGUGACGAGCAGAUUGAUUUUCAAUCGUCGACGGCCUCAUCGUCGUUUCAUCGCCAUUUAUUUACGAAUUUUGGGAUAACUGCCAUGACUGUGAUACUGGCCGGUGGUUUAUCCACGUAGGCCAUCGUUGUGCAUCUAGAAACUAUUACCGAAGGAGAUUAAUGCAAAACGUUCUCCAGACACGAGACUAGGCAUCGUAUGCUGGCAAACGUUACAACGAAGGAAUGUCGAUAAGAAUGAUGCUGCGUGGGGAUUGCUGCUCUCCGUAAAAGAUCUCUUCCUAUUGUACAUGAAAUUUGCGUAAAGCGAAGCGCAAAGCGAAGAGUCGUUUUCACAUGGAGUUUCGAAGUACCUGGCUGAUCAGGCCAGAGUGACCAGGGUACUUCGUGAGAAGCGUAAUUAACACAUUGCAAGCCGAACGUGUACUAAUAGACUUUCCUCCCUAAAGACGUAGAAAGCCACCAAUCUAUUAACCCCUUUGCGCUGAAGGUGCCAGAGUAGCUGGCUUUUACCGUUUCCAUUCCAAGCGGUAACUCUGUUGACCUCGCCGUUACUUGAAAAAAAGAAAGUCUGUAGGUCCAGUAACUACAGACAUAUAUUAUUUGCAAUCGCAUUUUCUGAUUUGUAAAACAAAUACUAAUAAUGACAUGAAAAUUAUAUUUCAAUUUACUCACAAAAUUAUACUUUAUGCAAAUGCAUUUUCUAAUUUUACAUUUAAUAUAA